GUCAGACAAGAUGGACAUCCCCUCGGUAUCAGUUUGAAACACAAUUGAUACACCCAACAAUAAUCAUCUGUUGAACAGAACACCACAAAUGCUGUAGAUGCCUCUCAGAUAAUGGAUGAAGGUACAGACUUCGUCAGCUGUGUGCUGCUCCUGACCCUGAACUGGCGCACAUCCACGGGAGUCCCGGUGCCCACUCUGAGCGCAGAGAAUUGCGCACAAUGCUCAAUGCUCUUCAAGAGCCUCUUGCUAAACAUAACAGAGCUUCUCAACAGUGAUGUUUUGUGUUUUGGCAUCACAUCUGAUACAGUGGUGCUGAAGAGUAAAGCGGAUACAGCACUGGCCUGCGCACCCACGCUGAGACAGAAUUCAGGUUGCGCAAUGCAAAGAACCUCUUCCUUCAGUGAGAGUGAAUGUCUAAGUAACAUCAUGAAGGACUUGGCCUACUAUGAUUCUGUUAUCAAGUCCUACCUCAAGUCCCCACUCAGAGAUGCUGAGCAAGAAACUGCACUUCUGCAACCAACCCUGGGAAUUGUACAGAGCCUGAGGAAGAACUGCUCCCCAAUGCCGAAUGGAGGGAGUGACUCUUCAGAGGAGGUCACUGCCCCGCAGUGGGAAAGCAACACUUUCAGCAACAGGCAGGAGAUGUGUAAGAUGAUGAGAGGCUUCCAUAUCCGAACCAUCACCAUCAACAGAGCUAUGGGCUACAUCUCCUCAGGAGACCACAGGAAGUAAACAUCAUCAUCAUCAUCAUCAUCAUCAUCAUCAUCAAAAUCACUCUACAAUCCUCUUCUAUGUGACCACUAAACAAGCCCUCCUGAUCAUUCACUACCAUCAUUUACAACUACCGACCAAGUAGCGUUGUAUGCUGCAUGUCUUCUCUGUAUGAUUAGUGCUCAGGCAUAAGCUAGCUGUCUAGUCUCAGUUAGAGCUGAAUGACAGUCCAACUAUUGCUAAGGUUAGCAGUCGAGGCCAUGUUGGCCAAUUCACAUGAAUGUAUUCCAAUAUUUGGGGAGAAUGUAUGUA
Molecule: messenger RNA, 1023 nt
Organism: Thunnus maccoyii (southern bluefin tuna)
Lineage: Eukaryota; Metazoa; Chordata; Actinopteri; Scombriformes; Scombridae
Gene: il12a
Product: interleukin 12a
Exons: 8
Coding region: 112-732 (206 amino acids)
Biological process (GO): immune response
Cellular component (GO): extracellular region
Molecular function (GO): growth factor activity; interleukin-12 receptor binding
Source: RefSeq, a predicted model, not a curated record